AUGGCUCAAUCCCUCCCGCAUCUGCCUAAGGGCAUCCCAUCCCCUCUGGUUAUGUGGAAAGACAUGACUCCCUAUCACGCACGACUACAGGCAGCAAGCCUCUCGUCUCCUCGGGUCCUCGUGAUUGGAGGAGGUGUGACGGGCUUGAUAACUUCAUGGGCGCUGCUUGACAAGGGGUACCAUGUGACGAUCCUCUCUAAGGAGUGGGCAUCGUACGGCCACGAGCAACGGCUGACCUCGCAGAUCGCCGGCGCGCUGUGGGAAUUUCCUCCGGCCGUGUGUGGGCAGCACACCGACGCCAUCUCGCUGGCCAACUCUAAGCGCUGGUGUAUGGUCGCCUACCAUAACUGGGACCAGAUGGCCGCCAUCCCCGCUAUCGCCGCUGUUUCGGGUGUGUCCAUGAAGCCAGCCGACUUUUUCUUCCCCAAUCCUAUUGAGGAGGACCCGGCGCAGUUGGCCAAGAUGGAGGAGAUCAUGGCUAGCGGCGUUCGGGGGUUCCUCCGCUCUAUCCGCCUAAUAGAGAAGCGCCACAUCGAUCCGCAAUACGGCGCCGUCGAUGGUUAUGAGCACUUGGCACCGAUUAUCGACACCGACCAAUGCAUGGCUUGGCUCAUGGAUCUGGUCCAGGCCAAAGGUGCCACGCUCGUAACGGAGACACUGCAGGGGGACAUCCUCGACCAUGAGGAACGGCUUCGUCGACGCUUUCAAGCAGACGUGAUUUUGAACGCUACGGGGCUAGCUGGUGCCGAGCUCGCCGGCGAUACCUCCUGCUAUCCUAUCCGCGGCGGACUAAUUCGAGUCAUCAACGAUGGCUCGGACUUCCCCAAGGCGGAGGCCGCCCUCACCAUCUCCGCUGAUGCCGCCCACUCUGAGCAUGAGAUCGUCUUCCUGGUGCCUCGCAACGACAACAUCCUAUUGAUCGGCGGCAUUGCCGAGUCCCACGAAUGGGAUCUGGAUCUGACACUGGACUCGCCCAUCAUUAAGCGCAUGCGAGCGCGCUGCGAGUCCUUCCUCCCCGGUCUCAAGGAUGCUCGCUUGGACCCUGACUACCCAUUGGCCCAGGGACUGCGACCCUUCCGGGCAAAGAAUGUGCGUGUGGAGCGUGAACUGCGCAAACUGGGCCGCAAGCCUAGCCGCAUUGUGCACUCAUAUGGCCAAGGCGGUGCGGGAUGGAGUCUCUCCUUCGGCUGUGCAUCGGAUGCCCUGGCGUUGAUUGAAGAAGCCCUGCUAGAUCUGGAACCGGUUCCUAUGGCCAUUCUUGAUCAGAAAGAUUAUUCUUGCCCCAUGGUAUCUCAGACCAUUCAGGCCAACUUAUAG
This is a messenger RNA of Penicillium psychrosexuale, 1317 nucleotides long. RefSeq names its product FAD-dependent oxidoreductase. Lineage: Eukaryota; Fungi; Ascomycota; Eurotiomycetes; Eurotiales; Aspergillaceae. The coding region runs from base 1 to 1317 and encodes 438 amino acids. The record is from RefSeq and is a predicted model, not a curated record. Gene Ontology annotation, molecular function: FAD binding; D-amino-acid oxidase activity. The transcript has a single exon.